This is a messenger RNA of Lutra lutra (Eurasian river otter), 4104 nucleotides long. It is a transcript of the gene PIBF1, whose product is annotated as progesterone immunomodulatory binding factor 1. Bases 284 to 2557 code for a protein of 757 amino acids. The record is from RefSeq and is a predicted model, not a curated record. Gene Ontology annotation, cellular component: centriolar satellite. Lineage: Eukaryota; Metazoa; Chordata; Mammalia; Carnivora; Mustelidae. The transcript has 18 exons. Gene Ontology annotation, biological process: cilium assembly.
CAGGCUGAGUUCCGGCGGCGAGGGCGCUUGCACGCAGCCUCUUCCUCCGUCCUCCUGCCCGCUCGGGAGUGGUUGUCUUGGUUACGGGUCCUAACGGUCCCCAAUCUGAAAUUCCUUCUGGAGGAGCUGCAACCUGAGUUUCUGUUUGGGGGACACUUUCAGCUCCUUGAAGAGGCGGCGGUAGUGGCUGAUCCAGCCUUAGACGUGGAGUAGUUGAAUCUUUCCAGAAAAUUGAAACUGAAUUGGAGAAGAAAACUGAGCCAUUAAAAAAAAAAAAAAAAAAAUGUCUCGAAAAAUUGCCAGGGCAUCAAAAAAAGUGAACAUCUCUAGCUCUCUGGAAUCUGAAGAUAUUAGUUUAGAAACAACAGUUCCUACAGAUGAUAUUUCAUCAUCAGAAGAGCGAGAUGGUAAAAUCAAAAUCACCCAGCAACUAAUCGAACGUAAGGAAUUACUUCAUAAUAUUCAGUUACUGAAAAUAGAGCUAUCCCAGAAAAAUAUGAUGAUAGACAACUUGAAAGUGGAUUAUCUUACAAAGAUUGAAGAAUUAGAAGAGAAACUUAAUGAUGCACUUCACCAGAAGCAGCUACUAACAUUGAGAUUAGACAAUCAAUUGACUUUUCAACAAAAGGAUGCCAGAAAAUAUCAAGAACUAAUGAAACAAGAAAUGGAAACUAUUUUAUUGAGACAGAAGCAACUAGAAGAGACAAAUACUCAGCUAAGAGAGAAGGCGGGAGAUAUUCGCCGAAACUUGCGUGACCUUGAAUUGACAGAAGAGCAAUAUGUGAAACUAAAAGAUUUUCCUGAAGACCAGCUUUCUAUUCCUGAAUAUGUAUCUAUUCGGUUCUAUGAACUAGUGAAUCCAUUAAGAAAGGAAAUCUCCGAACUGCAAGUGAAAAAGCAUGAACUAUCAGAAGAAUUAAGUGAAAACAAAGGCCACUUGAAACAACUGACAGAGACUUAUGAGGAAGAUCGAAGAAAUUACUCCAACCUUCAAAUUAGAUGUCAACGUUUGGCUUUAGAAUUAGCAGACACAAAACAGUUAGUUCAGCAAGGGGAUUACCGUCAAGAAAACUAUGAUAGAGUCAAAAGUGAACGUGAUGCACUUGAACAGGAUGUAAUUGAGUUACGGAGAAAACAUGAAAUACUUGAAGCCUCUCACAUAACUCAAGCUAAAGAAAGAAGUGAAUUAUCAAAAGAGGUAACCACCUUACAGCAGACUGUUACUUUGCUACAAAAAGAUAAAGACUAUCUCAAUCGCCAAAACAUGGAGCUUAGUGUUCGCUGUGCCCAUGAAGAAGGUCGCCUUGAAAGACUUCAGGUUCAACUUGAAGAAGCCAAAAAGGCUAGAGAAGAGAUGUAUGAAAAAUAUGUAACAUCCAGAGAUCAUUAUAAAACAGAAUAUGAAAAUAAGCUACAUAAUGAAUUGGAACAAAUCAGGUUGAAAACUAAUCAAGAAAUUGAUCAACUUCGAAGUGCCUCUCAGGAAAUGUAUGAACGGGAAAACAGAAAUCUCCGAGAAGCCAGGGACAAUGCUGUGGCGGAAAAGGACCGAGCAGUGAUGGCUGAAAAGGAUGCUUUAGAAAAACACGAUCAGCUCUUAGACAGGUACAGAGAACUGCAACUUAGUACAGAAAGCAAAGUAACAGAGUAUCUCUAUCAAAGUAAAUUAAAAUCUUUUGAAAGUGAGCGCGUUCAACUUAUCCAAGAGGAAACUGCAAGAAACCUCACACAGUGUCAACUGGAAUGUGAAAAAUAUCAGAAGAAAAUAGAGGUUUUAACUAAAGAAUUUUAUAGUCUCCAAGCCUCUUCUGAAAAACGCAUUACUGAACUUCAGUCACAGAACUCUGAGCAUCAGGCAAGGCUAGACAUUUAUGAGAAAUUGGAAAAAGAGCUCGAUGAAAUAAUAAUGCAAACUGCAGAAAUUGAAAAUGAAGAUGAGGCUGAAAGGGUUCUUUUUUCCUAUGGCUAUGGUGCUAAUGUUCCCACAACAGCCAAAAGACGACUAAAGCAAAGUGUCCACUUGGCAAGAAGAGUGCUUCAGUUAGAAAAACAAAACUCGUUGGUUUUAAAAGACCUGGAACAUCAAAAGGAGCAAGUAACACAGCUUUCACAAGAGCUUAACAGGGCCAAUUCUCUGUUAAACCAGACUCAACAGCCUUACAGAUAUCUCAUUGAAUCAGUGCGUCAGAGAGAUUCUAAGAUUGAUUCCCUGAAGGAGUGUAUUACACAACUUGAGAAGGAUGUCAGCAAUUUAAAUAAAGAAAAGUCAGCUCUACUACAGAUGAAGAAUCAAAUGGCAUUAGAUUUAGAACAACUUCUAAAUCAUCGUGAGGAAUUGGCAGUAAUGAAACAGAUUGUCACCAAUAUGCGUAGUAAGCAUUCUGAGGACCAGUUACUUCUUACUAAAACAGAUGCAAAAAAUAUGACAGAGAAUCAUAAAUCAAAGACUUUAAAUGUGCCUAGAGGACACGAAGACAAUAUAUUUAUACCCAAACCAACACUCUUUACCAAAAAAGAAGCACCAGAGUGGUCUAAGAAAGAAAAGAUGAAGACCUAGUGUUUUGGACGGAUUUGCUCAAUUGUUACUACUCCUGAAGUUCUUUCUCUGAUGAACAAAAAAGUUUGUCAUAAUCAUGUACUUAGUGUUUUUUUAAAUGACUAAAGUUUAUUUUAACUGAAUGUUAAAUUAACAGAUUUUAGCAGGAUAAUCAAAAUGUAUGAAGAGCAAACAAUAGUACACUUUGUAUUUGGUUUUAUCUGUUUUGUUACAAAACAAAUAUAUACUCUUCUGAUUUAAAUUUUAGGGUUUUCAUAAUUCUCAAUGCAUUUUUAAAGUACAAGGCUUAUAAAUAUUUGGCUAAAUAUUGUCAUAUCAGUGAGUAUAUUUUCUAACUAUAUAAAUACUACAUUUAAAUGUCAUAACAGAAAUAUCAAGACACUGUACAUUUUUUAAAACCUAGAAUCAUUUGUGAAAUCUACUAGAAGUUACUGCAGAUGCCCAGUAACAGUGGUCAGAUAUCAUAUACAUAGGUGGAUAUGAAUUGCUGAUUAUUUCUUUGGGCUCUGUUUUUCCUUCUAUUUCAGGUGAUCAUUAAUCAGUAAAAUCUAGUAGAAAAUCUCUUAUUUCAUUGGUCAAGUAAAGAUUUGAUGUCGUUACACUGAGCAAAACAGUGCUGAUUCAGACGCAGGAGGGACCAAAUUUCUAGUGAGUGAAGUAAAAGAGAGUAGCAUUUUUCUCUUUUUCUCAAAAUAUGUUCCAUUUCUUAGAAGACCUAAAACUUAAAGAAGAGGGGAAGAAAGGAAAUACAAAAAGAAAUGAGAUGUAUUUUUAUAUAUCAGGUUUUCUCAAACACUAUUGAACAUAGUGGCUGGGUACUUCUUUGCUCCAGGUGGGAGUGGAGGACAGCCCUUGGGUUUGGGGGAUGUUUACCAGCAUCUCUGGCCUCUACCACUAGAUGACAGUAGCACCCCCCCAGUUGUGAUAACCAGAAAUGUCUCCUGUCCCCUGGGGUAGCAAAAUCACCCCCUGCCUCCUAAUGAAGAACCAGUGAUAUCAAUGAUUAUCCUUGUGGAUAUGAAACAAGAAUACCAUCUGUUCAGUGUGUUCUUUGAAAAUCACAAUAGUACAGAACCAUUAGUUGAGUGAGAGAAGAGAAAAAGCCUUUGAUAAUAAUAUAUACUUGUAAAUCUAUCAUUGGCCUGAAGACCCUAAUCCCGUUCCCCCUCCUCUUUUCAUUUAGCUAAACAUCUUCUAACAUAUGACUUUCUUCAACAAAGGUUUGUGAAUAUGACCUUUCUUAGGCCUGCAUUUAAAAUCCAGAAUGCUUAUGUAUAAUUCACUAAAACUAAAUUAACUUGUGAACAUAAAUUGUUUCCUUCUAAAAUGAUAGAAGAAAAUGUCUUAUCUUAUUUUCAACUCUAUUAAUCUAAAAGCAUUUUAUGAUUUACUUUAGUCAGUUCAUUAUUAUAUGAUAUUUUAAUAUAAAGAAAUACUGAUUGAUUAUCCAGGUUAAAGUAAUGAUGUGGACAAGGGCGCAGAAGUAAGAAAAUUAGGAGCUCAUUUAAAAAAUAAAAACUAUGGGACGCCUGGGUGGCUCAGUGGGU